UAAGACGUACGUACCAGGAAGUGUGCGGAAGACAACAAGUCUGCAGCGGGCUAAUCACAUGCUGCGGCAGCAACAGAUUCUGUGUUGAUGGACAGCUGCAAUUAAACCUUUGGUUUUAGAAACGCUGGGCUGGAGAUUUACCAACAGGAGGAAACCACAGUUCUACAGAGUCUUAUUCAGCCACUUCAAUGUCUUCUGGCUGCCCACCCCAGUCACCUGCUGUGGCAAAGUCUGAGGUAGCAGUGGAGGGAGAAUGCCCACUCCUGGCUGCCACCUUCGCCUACUGGGACAACAUCCUGGGCCCACGCGUGCGCCACAUCUGGGUGCCAAAGGGCGAACAGCUGAUGUUCCUCAGCGAUGGAGAGAUCACCUUUUUGGCAAAUCACACCCUUAAUGGAGAGAUUCUGCGCAGCGCGGAGUGCGGCGCUGUGGACGUGAAGUUCUUCGUCCUGGCAGAAAAGGGCGUCAUCAUCGUCUCUCUCAUCUUCGAUGGAGAGCUGAAGGGGGACAAAAACACGUGCGCCCUGUCCAUCAUCCUGCCUCAGACGGAGCUGGCGUUCUACCUGCCUCUGCACACCAUCUGCGUGGAGAGGCUAAAACAUGUCAUCCGUAAGGGGCGCAUUUGGAUGCAGAAGGGCUACAACAUAAUUUCUGUGCUGAGCUUGGAGAUUGUACCCAUUAUGGAGCUGCUGGCAUCCAUGAAGACACACAGUGUGCCAGAAGAUAUAGAUAUAAAAGACACGGUGCUAAAUGAUGAUGACAUCGGGGACAGCUGCCACGAGGAUUUCCUCCACAAGGCCAUCAGCUCCCAUCUACAGACGUGUGGCUGUUCAAUAGUGGUUGGAAGCAACCCAGAGAAAGUGAAUAAGAUCGUGCGGACGCUCUGCCUCUUCCUCACCCAGGCGGAGAGGAAGAGCUCUCGCCUGUGCAGGGCUGACUCUUCCUUCAAAUAUGACACGGGGCUGUUUGUUCAGGGUCUGCUCAAGGACUCCACGGGCAGCUUCGUCCUGCCCUUCCGCCAGGUGCUCUACUCGCCGUACCCGACCACGCACAUCGACGUGGACAUCAACACGGUGAAGCAGAUGCCGCCGUGCCACGAGCACACGUACAACCAGCGGCGCUACAUGCGGUCGGAGCUGAGCACGCUGUGGAAGACGGACAGCGAGGAGGACAUUCCUCCAGACACGGUCAUCCACACCGACGAGGCCUUCACGCCCGACCUGAAUAUAUUUCAAGACGUUGCGCAUACAGAUACUUUGGUCAAGUCAUUUAUAGAUGAGGUGUUCAUGCUGAAGCCGGGCCUGUCCCUGCGGAGCACCUAUCUGGCCCAGUUCCUGCUGCUGCUCCACAGGAAGGCGCUCGCGCUGCUCAAGUACAUCGAGGACGAAACGCAAAAAGGGAAGAAGCCAUUCCGGUCUCUGCGCAACUUAAAGACGGACCUGGAUCUGACGGUGGAAGGAGACCUGACCAUCGUGAUGGCCUUCGCUGAGAAGCUGCGGGCGGGACUACACUCGUUCGUGUUCGGGAAGCCCUUCCUCACCAGCAUGCAGGAGCGAGACGUACUCAUGAGCUUCUGACGCGUUCUUCACCUGCACUUUACGUAUUGGAUGGCUGAUGGAAGCAGACAUUCAGGGACUUUUUUUUUUUUAUUAUUACAUGAGAGCGUAUGCAUGUGCACCUGUGCUGGCAUGAUUUUAAAGAAUGAUUGUUGCUGCUGUUUUGAGCCAUUCGAAUUAAAGGUUUGAUAGAUUGCCUACGUCAGCUGUGCGCUUAGCAGUUAAAUGUUUUCAGAAGGCUUUGAAUUUUCUCAGUGGGAUGAAUUAUUCAUGUAUUCAAUGUCUUCUGUUAGUAGAGGGUCUGUAUUAAUUUAUGGUGUUAAAAUUGGCUAAGGUGCCCAGCAGAACAUCUGCAAUUUAAUUUAAGUGAUAUUUAUUAAACCAUGCAUCGUUAAUUUCUUCACUGCUUGUGCUGAACUACCACCUCAGUUAAACGUUGAACCUCCUGAACCUUGAAGAUUGCCUGUUUGAAAAAUUCAAUGCACUGGAUGUGAAUGUGCUGGUGCAGAAGAUGCUGUGAGUAAUCGUACGCAGACAUUUUCAUAGGGAAGAAAAACAAAAGCAUGUUACAUGAAGUCAUAUGACAGUGGGACUGUGUCAUCACAUGCUUGCGCAGAUUGUUCCUCCCACAGCAACAGCCAAGUCUUUUUGUGCUGAGCUGUUGAAGGCAAAGACAUUUAGUGGACGUGAUUUAAGUAACGCUUUAAAAACAUGAAUAUGUGACUUGCUUGUGUUCGAUGUUACAUUUUUAUGUCAUAUUAGUUUGAAUCAGUGGAUUCAGCUGCAUUUACUGCACUCCCCUCCCCUCUUUCUCUGUUUACAUCACUGACGGUUUGGCCUUAACAAUGAAUAUUCUUCUAACUGUUUGUGGGUCUGUGCACUCGGGAAUCAGUAUUAAGCACUGUAAUAAGGACGAUGGUGUGUCCUGAAUAUUCUUUUAAGGAACAAUGAAUUAAAUAUCGAAGAUCAAGUCACGUUCAGAUAUCAAACCAAGUAUUGAUGUAGCUAAAAAGCUCAGAGAGGUUUCCAGGAAUAAAGACAAAUAAAUACUGAA
Messenger RNA from Betta splendens (Siamese fighting fish), 2610 nucleotides. RefSeq names its product C9orf72-SMCR8 complex subunit (gene c9orf72). The record is from RefSeq and is a predicted model, not a curated record. Gene Ontology annotation, molecular function: guanyl-nucleotide exchange factor activity. The coding region runs from base 189 to 1577 and encodes 462 amino acids. NCBI's taxonomy places the organism in Eukaryota, Metazoa, Chordata, Actinopteri, Anabantiformes, Osphronemidae. Gene Ontology annotation, cellular component: autophagosome; endosome. Gene Ontology annotation, biological process: endocytosis; autophagy. The transcript has 10 exons.